AUGGCAGCAACUCACCAAAUUCUCCCCGUCUCCAUGUACAUCAUUUGUCUCUGCUACUUGCUGUCGUUGGCCAGUGCACCUCCGGGUCUGGCCACCGCGCUCUCCUUCAACUUCAACUUCUCCAGCAGCAACUCCGUCGACCCCUGCGACACGGACCUGAGGUGCGAACGUGACGCGCGCAUGGGCUCCGGCGCCAUCGACCUAACGAAGAACGAGCUCAGAAACAACAUAUACAGCGCCGGCCGGGCGUCGUAUGGUCGCCCGGUGCCGCUGUGGAACAACGCCACCGGUGAGGUGGCCAGCUUCUCCUCCAACUUCACGUUCCAGAUCAGGCCCCAAGACGAGCCCUCCGAUCCUGUUUGUGACGGCAGCGGCGGCAUGGGUGACGGUAUGGCUUUCUUUCUGGCACGCUACCCGUCCAGGAUCCCUCCCAACAGCUACGGCAUGAAUCUCUCCCUCUUCAAUGACAGCAACAAUUUAAACGCCACCGGCGAUGACCGUGUAGUCGCGGUGGAGUUCGACACCUACCUCAGCUCCUCCAUAGACCACAGCAACAACCACGUCGGCAUAGACGUCAACUCCAUCAACUCCAAAGCCUACAAAAACGUGAGCACGCGCCUGGGCUCCAACAACGCAGUUGUGACUGCCGAGGUCACCUACGACAACCGUACGGGUGUUCUAGUCGCUCGCCUCCAGAUCAGCGGCGACGGGGAGUGGUACACAGUGAACACACCGGUGGACAUCAAGAAGGAUUUGCCCCAGCAGGUUGCGGUCGGCUUCUCUGGAGCAAGUGGUGUGUGCAUCGACCUACAUCAGGUGUUGUCUUGGUCGUUUAGCUCCACUCUAGUAGACGCCACUGUACAAGCUACCAAUUCACGCCGGCUACGACAGCUAGUGCCCGUGCUGGUGCCUUCCGUGGUAGUAGCUUUUCUUGCUUUGCUCUGCACCGUCGCCAUCCUAGUCUAUCGGCGAGGCAAAUGGAAUUCUGACGGCGGCGAAGAACAUGAUCAAGCUGAGUUUGAGAGAGGAGUGGGCCCUAGGCGAUACUCCUACCGUGAGCUUGCCGCUGCCACCAAGGGCUUUGCAGAGGAGGAGAAACUCGGGCAUGGGGGCUUCGGCAAUGUCUAUCAGGGCAGCCUGAGCGACCAAGACGGUCCGGUGGCCAUCAAGAUGCUCUCCGCAGAAUCAUCUGCACAAGGGAGGAAAGAGUUCGAGUCGGAAGUGAAGAUCAUAAGCCGGCUGAGGCACCGGAACCUUGUGCACUUGUUAGGUUGGUCAGAUAGCCCCAAAGGGCUCUUGCUCGUCUACCAACUCGUGCCCGAAGGCAGCCUUGACCGACAUAUACACACCAGCUGUCUCACUUGGGCACAAAGAUACAAAAUUAUCAUUGGCCUGGGAUCUGCACUACGCUAUCUUCACAUGGAGUGGGAUCAAUGCGUGCUGCACGGCGACAUCAAACCCAGCAACAUCCUCCUCGACUCAUCGUGCAACACAAAGUUGGGGGAUUUCGGGCUGGCGAGGCUUGUGGACCAUGGAGCCGGGCCACGGACCACCCAGGUUGUCAUGGGCACCGCAGGGUACAUAGACCCGGAGUUCAUCCGCACACGCCGGCCAACCACAGAAUCUGACAUCUAUAGCUUCGGCAUGGUUCUGCUGGAGGUCGUGUCCAGCAGGCGGCCGGACAUGGACAUCGACACGGAGCAACCAGCUGCAGCAGUUGACAAAGUGGCCAUCCCGCUUCUCAAGUGGGUUUGGGACCUGUAUGAGAAGAGUGCCAUCGUCGAGGCAGUGGACAGAAGACUAAAGGGAGACGAGCAGCUCAGCGACGGCCAUGAUGGUAAGUGGCAGGUGCACCGCGCGCUGGUUGUCGGGCUGUGGUGCACGCACCCUGACCCGAGCGUGCGGCCAUCCGUCGUGCAGUUCAUGAACGUCUUGCAGUUGAAGGAAGUCACACUGCCGAUCCUGUCACGGCCGGGGCCAUCGUUCUAUAUUUUCCAUGGGUCACAUGGCUACAAUGCAUCGUCGUCC
This is a messenger RNA of Triticum dicoccoides, 2028 nucleotides long. RefSeq names its product L-type lectin-domain containing receptor kinase IX.1-like. Gene Ontology annotation, biological process: protein phosphorylation. Lineage: Eukaryota; Viridiplantae; Streptophyta; Magnoliopsida; Poales; Poaceae. The annotation marks the transcript as partial. Gene Ontology annotation, molecular function: ATP binding; protein kinase activity; carbohydrate binding. The record is from RefSeq and is a predicted model, not a curated record. The transcript is spliced from 2 exons.